Molecule: messenger RNA, 3753 nt
Organism: Pisolithus orientalis
Lineage: Eukaryota; Fungi; Basidiomycota; Agaricomycetes; Boletales; Pisolithaceae
Exons: 9
Coding region: 1-3516 (1171 amino acids)
Molecular function (GO): protein binding
Source: RefSeq, a predicted model, not a curated record
AUGAAAGCGAGUGGCACUGUCUGGUCUGUUGCCGUUUCCCCGGAUGGCCGGUGGAUCGCGACUGGAAACAGCAGGGCGAGGGCGAUCCUUUGGAAUGCGGCCACUCAUGAAAAAGUGCGCCAGUUCACAGAACACCGCUACCCUGUAUAUGACGUCGAUAUCUCGAGCGAUGGUACUAAACUUGCCACUGCGGACUACAACCAAGUCGAGAUACUCAGCAUCCCUUCCGGCGACCGACUCCUCCCUUACCUCUCACAUUCUAACAUUCUUAAUGUCAAGUUCUCUCCGGACGGCACUCGAUUUGCGACCAUCUCGACGACAUAUGGUUUCCGUAUCUACAGCACCGACGAUGGCAAUAUCAUCUUCGAUUCAGGACAAUACGGUUGCGCCAGCGGUUAUCCGCGCUCUUCGUUGGCUUGGUCGUUUGACGGCCAACAACUGUUCGUCGCGAACAUAGGCAAGAUUAUCUGUUUCGACCUUUCUAGCUCUCAAUCUUCAGAAUGGUCAAUCCAUGAAGACCAAUCCCAGCCAUCAUUGGCAUCCAAUGGCAGAUUUUUUGCAUGUGCCGCAGGUUCAUCGGUUUCGCUAUGGGAUUGUUUGUCCCACACGCAGAUCGGUAGUGUUAUCACACAUACCAUACCGGUCCAGUGCGUUGCUCUCUCACCAAGUGGGCGGUAUCUCGCAUGUGCAAAUGGCAACAAUAUCACAAUGCACGAUCUCAGAGAUGUCCUUUCACUUAGGCGUCUCGGCCAUGGUCAUAACACUUUAAUUCGUCGCCAGCUCUGCGCUUUUCAGCUUCCACUCAUAGUAGUGAGUGACGAGGCCUUCGGGCUGUGGAUGCAAGAUGACCCAACAAAAACUGAAGUGCUGCUGUCAGCAGAAAUUGCGAGCGAUCCAAGCCCUAGCCACUACAGGCUAGCAAACCGCGCACUUGUACGAACACGACUGAAAAAUCUGGCAGCUGCGAUAGAGGAUGCCGAAGAGUCCCUCCGGGUUCAGCGAUCACCUAUAGGCCAUAUCGUGAUGGCGAUUGCUCUACUUGGCCAGGGCGAUCGAGAGGGUGCACUACGCACAUUCGACUUUGCAUUUCAUAAUUGUGAGCUGCACGACAUCAGAUUUCUUUCACUGUUGAAGUCGAUCCUUGUGUUCGAAUCCGGAAAUCAAGAAGACGGGAUCACGCGCGCAGAGGACCUUGUUACAGCAGCGGACAAUGAUGACGACGACGACGCCACAUACCUCUACACUUGGGUGCUUGGAGUCAUGUACCUAAAGAAGGGAAGUUAUGGACAUGCGAUACCAUUAAUCGAGCGUGCGAAAAGUCUAGCCCCCAAGGGCAGACACUGUCCUCCUUUAGUGACGAUUUCGCUCGUAUUUGGUUGGAGUUUCAAUGGACUGGAUGGAGUUGCUCAGCAACGUCUAUGUGAGGCCCUCUAUGCUGAAGGACGUGCAGCCGAAGCCACGGAGAUCCUCCUCAAUAUCAUUCAGACAUCAGACAAGGAGGGAAAUGCAAUUGCAGGUUGGAUUGCAGACUUCACCAAAAAAUGUGCUGUGAUGCUUGAGCAUGCUGGCGACGAUGUGUUCGGAUCUUCAAAAUAUGAUGAAGCAAUAGCGCAGUACUCUGCUGCGUUGUCCCUCCGCCCUCAAAGUCCUGCGUGUCUGCUUAUCAAACGAAGCAGAGCUCGAGCUGCGAAAGAGUUGUGGGAGGAUGCACUACAGGAUGCGAACGAGGCGGUGAAAGUGGAUCCCUCUAGCCCUUGGGGCUAUGAGGCCAAGCACCUGGCGCUUCAUGGUGCAAAGCAAUAUGACGAGGCAAUUGAGGCUUUCGAGUCUAUGCUACACAACAUCGAACAGUCGCAUGACCCUGAAAUCAUCCAACUGCGUAAGAACUACAUUUCACCAUCCGACGCGAUUGCGGCUACCGAUUCCAUCGUCCGCGAGAUCUGUUGUCCCUUCGUCGUCAUUGAUGUCACUACUGGUCGCCUUUGUGACGAGACCGAGCGGAUGGGUAUAUUCAAGGCUGAUCAGAGCUUCAAGGCACUUGUGUCAUCCAUGACGAAAAAAGUGGACGAGACGCGGAUCCGACCUGUGGUUAAAAGCUUUUUCGGAUACGUCAUGUUCUCGCAUGCGUGGGAGGGGAAGGAGCCGUCGUUCCAGGACGUCAAGCUAGUCAAAUCCGUGUGGGACCUUCCGUUCCAGGAUGUCAAUGAAGUCAAACCCGUGUGGGGCCUUCCCAAAACGCGCUUGAACAAGAAGUUGCGCGAUUUCUGUCAGGAAUCGAGCAGGCUCGGUUACAAUUGGGCCUGGUCGGAUACGUGUUGUAUCGACAAGUCCCAGAGCGCCACUGUUACCCUAUCCGAAUCCCUUACUUUGAUGUACAAAUGGUAUGCGAAUUCGGCGGCCACGCUUGUAUACCUUGCCGGUGUAGCCCAUCCGUCCAAACCUGGGGACCUUGCACGUAGCUUUUGGAUGACGCGAGCUUGGACUUUACAAGAGCUUCUCUCACCAGAAGUUAUCCUGUUCUAUGACUCCGAGUGGAAACCAUACCUCGGCGAUAUUGGUAUGAACCACAAGCAAUCUCCGGUAAUCAUGCAAGAACUAGCAGAGGCUAUCAAGAUUCCUUCCGGAACCAUCGUCACGUUCUCUCCAGAUGAUCUUGGGGUUCGCGAAAAGCUUCGUCUCGCUUCUACACGCAAUGCGACGAGGGAGGAAGACGUCGCAUACUCCCUCAUCGGCAUAUUCAAGUCCGAUAUCAGACCCCACUAUGGCGAACGAUCCGACGCUCUCGGGCAUCUCUUGGAGGAGAUCGUGGCUCGCACCGGCGAGGUCACCGUGCUUGCGUGGUCAGGAAAGCCAUCGUCAUACAAUAGUUGUCUCCCGGCCUCCCUUUCUGUUUACAACGAAACUCCUUACAACCCUCCGUUACUCGAAGGGGAAGAAAUGGAAAGUUGCAUCAUGAAGCUACGUAACAAGUUGCCCAGGAAAGAAGCGCGGAUUAUAUAUAAUAAAAUCCACGGUCUCUCCCCCGCCCGUUUUGCAACCCGACGUCUGCACCUUCCGUGCAUCAUCUUCCCUGUGAGAAGUCUCGACAAGCCGUGCGGAAGCAAUGACAAGUUAUAUCGUGCGCAGGUAUCGGGGCUUGGCGAGGUGGAAUUCACGACCGCAGACCAGCUCUCGCUGAACGGGACACAGAAGUUCGUCUUCGCGCAUCCGUGGAUCGAUUAUAUCCGAGGUCUGAACAGUGGGAUUACCUGGGGAGAUGACUCGGAGUCUGAUCCUGAUUCUGACUCGGAUGAAGUUGCACCAUCACCCACUGUCCCCGCACGACAGGUUGACAACUAUACGCGGGCACUGGAGAUGGUUGCUCGCCUCGGACAGCCGUUCAACGCGUUUCUUUUUGUGCAACAGUUGAAUGGAACGUACAAGAGGGUCGCUGCCGAGAGGGAGAUUGUCGUCUCGGGACCCGGAACCAACAUUACCUCCAAGAACAUCCGAGUGAAAGUGCUAGAAAUCCUUUGACGUCUAUGUGCUAGUUGUUACGUCUGGUCUAUCUUGCUUUCUUUUCUGGCCAUUUUUGCGUUCGUAUUGUUUGUGCUGUUUUCGUAGCCUCUGUUCAUUGUCCUUAUCAUACCCCUGCUCGCAUUGUCAUAUUUGUACCUGUUCGAAAAUUCUGAACGAUACAUGAAUUGAACUUGAUAAUACCCCCGUAACCCGAGGGACCCGACCGAAAGUGGGUGUCCGCGUAUAAAGUUUUGG